This is a messenger RNA of Orcinus orca (killer whale), 3669 nucleotides long. It is a transcript of the gene GLT8D2, whose product is annotated as glycosyltransferase 8 domain containing 2. The transcript has 12 exons. NCBI's taxonomy places the organism in Eukaryota, Metazoa, Chordata, Mammalia, Artiodactyla, Delphinidae. Gene Ontology annotation, cellular component: Golgi apparatus. The record is from RefSeq and is a predicted model, not a curated record. Bases 644 to 1627 code for a protein of 327 amino acids. Gene Ontology annotation, molecular function: glycosyltransferase activity.
CGCGCCUGCUCCGGCGCCGCUGCUCCGGGAGGAGGGCUGGGACCCGCCUCCAGCUGUGCACGCGGGAGGAGGGGAACCCCACGGAGGAGGGUGAUGGUCACGUGACCGCGGGCGUCCAGGACACUUGCCCCCAGAAGGAAAGAAAAAACAGUGGCUGGAGGGGAGAAAUGGCUGUGUACAGAGCAAGCUCUUCUCAUUCUUUUCCAAGGAUGAGACUUGAACAUGACUGUGGGCUCAGAGGAAGGAUCCAGUUGAAAAGGCUGCCGGAGGAGGCUGCGAGAGGAAGUCUGACCCGCCAAGCCCAUCUGGAAGUGGUUUCAGGGGCCACAUCACUCAGCCAGCCCAACGCCUAGAUUCCCAGCUGCCUGGAACAGGGGUGGAAGAAACCCGAGCUGCUCCAGAGUCUGCACAAGCAAGGGAGGUGCAGUGGGGGAGGAAGACUGUCUUGGAAACGGAAUAUUGGCCUUGAGGCUCUCCGGCCCUUUGAGAUUUCCAGUGGGAUCGUAGAAGCAGCUGAAGCAGCGUGAAGGGCAUCAUCCCAGGGCCAGCCACCAUUUGAAUGCUCUGCCCUGCAGCUCUUCUGGACGAAGGAGCCCUGCCCUCACCACCCACCAGGUCACAGUUUUUAUGCACAUGAACACACAUGGCUUUGUUACGAAAAAUUAACCAGGUGUUGCUGUUCCUUUUGAUUGUGACCAUCUGUGGGAUUCUGUAUAAGAAAGUUCAUAGGGGGACUGUGCUCAGGAAUGAAACAGAUGAUGACUCUGAGACUCCUGAGGAUAUGGAAGAUGAGAUUCCGGUGGUGAUUUGUGCAGCAGCAGGGAGGAUGGGUGCGGCUAUGGCUGCCAUCAACAGCAUCUACAGCAACACUGAUGCCAACAUUUUGUUCUAUGUAGUUGGACUCCGGAACACUCUGUCCAGAAUACGAAAAUGGAUCGAACAUUCUAAACUGAGAGAAAUAAACUUUAAAAUCGUGGAAUUCAACCCUAUGGUCCUCAAAGGAAAGAUCAGACCAGACUCCGCGAGGCCUGAACUGCUCCAGCCUCUGAACUUUGUUCGAUUUUAUCUCCCUCUGCUUAUCCAUCAACACGAGAAAGUCAUCUAUUUGGAUGAUGAUGUAAUCGUACAAGGGGACAUCCAAGAGCUGUACGACACCACCUUGGCCCUGGGCCACGCGGCAGCUUUCUCAGAUGACUGCGAUUUGCCCUCCUCCCAGGACAUACACAGACUUGUGGGGCUGCAGAACACGUAUAUGGGCUAUCUGGACUACCGGAAGAAGACGAUAAAAGACCUUGGCAUCAGCCCCAGCACUUGCUCUUUCAAUCCUGGUGUGAUUGUUGCCAACAUGACGGAAUGGAAGCACCAGCGUAUCACCAAACAAUUGGAGAAAUGGAUGCAAAAAAAUGUAGAGGAAAAUCUCUACAGCAGCUCCCUGGGAGGAGGGGUGGCCACCUCCCCAAUGCUGAUUGUGUUUCACGGGAAAUACUCCACCAUCAACCCCCUGUGGCACAUAAGGCACCUGGACAUUUGGGGAUUGAUUAUUUUAGAACUGGAGACAGUGGAUUGUGGACUUAUAUUUACCAGGUGCCCAUACACUGCCAAGCCCUGGGCUAGGCUCCAGGGAUAGACGUGAACGUUACUUCUCUCAGAACGAUCCUGCAAGGUGAUAUGGCCCCUACUCUCCCUUGUAAAAGGAAAGACAGACAAAACUGUGGAAGUUGGGUUACUGUCUCCUCUGAAUGAUGCUGUGUAGGUUUGUUUCUGCCUCACCAGAAUCUCCCGAGUUUUCUGAGCAUCCGUAUGCAUAGAAGGGUGACACGGGGACAUUAAGGACACUAAUAUUCUGUCUGAUUCGCUUUAUAAUAAUGUUGGGUUCCCUGUUAGGUCAAACAUCAACAUUUCCAUGUGAUGAGUGUGUAGAAAAUCUCAUCAAAGUGGAAUAUAUAUUAAAAUGUUGUGUAGGAACAGCUAUGCGGAGCUUAGAUUGAUAGGGUUAGAGCAUUUUAUGAUCUUGGAACAGAGACUCAGAAUUACAUUUUAUGAACCAUCUAACUUAUUGACAAGUAGGAAGGAGCAGAAUCUUCCCAAGGGAGAGAAGUCAUUUUUCCUUGUAGAACAGAGCCUACGUCUCUGCUGAAUGUUUUGGAAUCAGGGAUGGUCUGCAAAGUAAAGCUACACAGAAAUCAUUUGAAAAAUGAUUCCGUUUUAGAGUUUGUUGAAAGCAGAAAGCAGUGUAACACGAAUGGGUAUUAAGUUUGGGUCUAAACAGGUAGGCUUAAGAUUUUUUAAAUUUAUGAAAUUUAUUUAGCUAAAAGCAAAACUGCAAGCCCCUACAGAGUCCUUCAGUCGUGGGGCUGAGAGACAAUGUCCUACUUCCUGGAGACUUCCCACGUGAAGGCUUGGCUCCCCAGAUGAGCAUUUCCUUGUAUAGAUUCUUUGGAAGUUGAUAAUUAUUCCAAUUAUGCUACUAUAGCCCAAACACCUAGCUCCUCUUCUGCAACUCCCUGCACAGCUAUGUUUAUGAAUAAUGAAAGAAAGGUUUGGAGGGGGGUGUUUCCCUCUUACAUCAUACGUUAAACGAGAAUAAUAAUAUUCUAGCUAUUCAUCCUCUCUUGACUCAAUGGACUUUCAGUUGUUUUUUUUAAAACACCACAUUCUCUUUCCUAGAAAGAAAAUGCAACAUGAUAGGGAUAUUUAAAAAAUUUAUGUUCACAAGAUCUUAAUGUACUUCUGGAAGAGAUAUUCUAAAAAUAUUCUGAGCAAUAACAAUAUCAAGGUAAAUGCGUAGUCUCUAAGCGAUUACUUAUGAGGAGAGUAAUAUUCAAAUGGCGGCAGCUGCUCGUUAAAAAGUAGAUCUCAUUCUCAGUCACAUUUUAUAGGGUAAACACAAGACUGUUUAAAAGAAAAUGCUGCCAUAUUAAGGACGGAAAAUGCAGAGAAACAAGAACUAUAAACUCUGGGUGGGAGGGAAAUUAAUACAAAGUCUUUGGGGGACAAUUUGACAAUCUCUUAUCAAAAUUUAUAAGGCACAGACCCUUCAAUCUAGCAGUUCCAUAUACAAGAUUUUAUCCUACAGAUAUUAUCUCUACAAGAUACGCAUAGAAGACUGUUCACUGUAGCAUUGUUUAUGCUUGUGAAGGGACAGAAACAGCCUAAAUGUCCUUAAUAAGAAACUCACUCAACAGUCAUAUAUCCAUUCUGUGCAGCCAUUAAAAAUGAUUCAGUGAAUUCACAUGUGCUGCUGUGCAAAGUUUUCCAAGACAGUAAUUUUAAAAGGCAGGGUACAAAAAAUACACACACACACACACACACACAGGUAUACAGGUAGAACAUUACUGGAAGAAUUUCACGAGAAACUCUUUAACAGUGGUUAUUUUGGAAAAUUAGGGUAGGUGGUAAAUUCUUCAUUGCAUACCCAUUGAUUUGUCUGAUUUCUUUUUUGUUUUAUGAUGAACGUGUAUUGAAUUUUUAAUAUAAAAUUUUAAUUUCCUAACAAACCUAUUACUUUCCUCUAAACACAAUGAAGGCUGGAAUCCAGAUACCAGAUAUUCGGAGCAUUUUCUGCAGGAAGCAAAACUACUCCACUGGAAUGGAAGACAUAAACCUUGGGACUUCCCUAGUGUUCACAACGACUUAUGGGAGAGCUGGUUUGUUCCUGACCCUGCAGGG